Molecule: messenger RNA, 1008 nt
Organism: Paramecium octaurelia
Lineage: Eukaryota; Ciliophora; Oligohymenophorea; Peniculida; Parameciidae
Source: the annotation of a GenBank genome assembly
AUGAAACAACUUAAAAGUUAAGCAAAAAAUGGUUAUUUCGACAAUUAAAAAUAAAAGUCUCAUUGCAGAUCUUAUACGUUAUAAUCUGAUUAGGAUUCAAUUUUAGAUAAGUUAAAUAUUUCAACUGUUAAAAUAUUAAAUGAUAUGUAGUAUGCAAAAUCAAAGUUUGUUGAGGUGGAAUCUGAUUUUUAAAUAAGGUAAAAAUCUUAUGAAAUAGAAAAACAAAAAAAAAUUUUGUAAAUGAAAGAAGAAUAAUUGAGGAUUGAAUAAAUGCAAAGUAAAGGCAAACCAAAAAUCAAUAAAACUCAACAAAUUUAGGAAAUGAUUAGCAAUUAUAUGGAAGCAUCAAAAAAUAGCAAAUUUGGAGAUUUAUUACUUAAUAAAGAAAAGAAUAUGCAAUAAGAAUUAACUUCUAACAUUCGAUAUGAAAAUUAGAGUAAUCAUGAAAACAAUGACCCUGAAAGAAUAGCUACAUAAACAUUGGAAAGCACCAAGAUGUACAAUGAGUAAAGUGUAACUAGAAGGUCCAAUUCUUACAUUCCUAUUCAUGAAAGAGUUAAAUAUAUUAUAUAAACAAAAAAUGACAAAAUUUAAGAAUAAAAAUAAUAAUAAUAAUAAGAAAUAGAAGAAUAUUAUUAAAGCCUAUCAUUUCAACCUUUAAGCACAAAAUCAUAAAACAUUAAAUUUACUCAAUAAGAUGCUGAAACCUUUGUUAGUAAUUAGCUGAAAUGGAAUCAAUAACGGGAUAAAUGGAUAUUUGAAUAAUAAUUGAAAAAGGAAAAUAACACACCCAAAUAUUCUUAUAGACCAACAAUAAGUCCUUGGCCAGUAAGAUAGUCAAGUGUACAAAGGAAACAUUCAAAAUCAAUUAAUUUAUCAUUCUUCUAGUCAACUGCACAUAAGACGGAAGCUUCUCCGAAGAAAAUUUAAAAGUCGUAAUUUGUUUUCUAGACCGACUUAAGGAUAGCAAAAAGAAGAGAAAAGGAAUAAAAGAAAUUUCAAAAGUGA